Messenger RNA from Rhizophagus irregularis DAOM 181602=DAOM 197198, 1471 nucleotides. RefSeq lists its product as uncharacterized. The record is from RefSeq and is a predicted model, not a curated record. Lineage: Eukaryota; Fungi; Glomeromycota; Glomeromycetes; Glomerales; Glomeraceae.
UUUUUUUUUUUUUAAUAAAGAUGAAUGUAUUAAGUGAAUCGAUUGCAGUUUUCUCACCAGAAGAACAGGAAGCUGAACGAAAAGUUUUAAAAGAAUUUAAAAAUUUGACAAAUUCUCAAAUUUAUGAACACAUUUUUAUUCACCGAAUGAUGUUACGAAAACAACAUGUCACAAAUAUUCAUUGUCCAUCCGACAUACUAGGAACCGAUUCAUGUGAACUUAUUCUUCCAUCUCUCCACAAGACAAUUCAAACUGUAUUAUCUAACACUUCUGAUUCAUCAGAAUUUCAUUUAUUAGAUAUUGGAGCAGCUUCAGGUGAAAUCAUUGAUUGGUGCUUUGCUAAAGAACUCGAGAAAAAUGUUCAAAUGAAUAGGCAAAAUAUAAUUCAUAUAAUUGAACCAAAUUCAAAUUUAUUACAAACUUAUCAACAAAAAUUAUGUGAGUAUGCUCAUUUAAGUCAAGGUAUCGUUUAUAAUGGAACGGUACAGGAUUAUUUUGAUAUGGAUGAUAACGCAAACGACGGAACAAACAAAUUAAGAGUGGAGGCACCCUUACCACUCAUUCCAUUAGAUCUUAUUAAUUGUAUACAUAUGAUUAAUUAUCUCGUUGAUAUAACUACUCCAAAAAUCGAUCCAUCAAAUGAUAUCAUUUCCUUUUGCAAAUUCAUUUAUUCGCAUUUGAAACCAGGCGGUGCAAUUUAUAUUGCACAUUUAGACGUAUUGAAUUUAUUUAAUUUUAAUGAUGACGACGAAGAUAACGAUUACAAUGCAGAAACUUAUCAAAAAAUUCAACAAAUAACUUCUGCAAGAAAUUCCUUGUUAUAUGAGGGUAAUAUCAUUGAUCAUCUUCAUUCUUCAGAAUUAAAUGUAUGUGAAGUAGAUUAUGAUAGUGAUGAUACGAUGGAAAAUUCUCGAAAACGUAAAAUCAAGACCAUUCCAAAAUUCAAUUCAUAUAAAUUACCUAGCUCGUUAUUUUCAAAAUCUUUAGCUGAUAUGUCCGUACUUUUAUUAAUCGAUCAAUUGCCAAAAGUCAAAAAUGAUGAUAGAAAAUUUGAUAUUAGAUUGUUGGAGAAUAUUUUGGAACAAGUUAAAGAAGUCGCAAUGACUCCCGUUGGUGAAGGUAAAAAGAAAAAGUUUGGAUUGGAAAGAGGUACGAGAGGUGGUGAAAUAGUUUGGAAAAUUGAUAUUCCAUUGAUCAUUAGUAUAAUUCGUAAGGAGAAGGUUCAUAUCUGAGUUCCAAAUACAUUCUAGAUCGACAAUAUCAUACGAUUAUUUUAGUAUAAAAGGUUAAUUCCAAGUUAGCCUUAAUUAGUCUCUUAUAUUUAUAUCAUUUGUUAUUUUUUAUUUAUUUUUUUUCUUUCUUUAUUGUUUACUAUUCUCUCUCUCUAUAAAAGAAAUAAAAGUGAUACGAAAAAAAAUUGGAUAAUGUUAUUAUAUUGCAAAGUUUUCGCCCCAACUAGGACUCGAACCUA